UUGCACUACUUCAGACUGAGAAUGCUGGAUUUGAAUGCUAGAACUUCUGAUGUUCUCACGUCUAAAAACAACUGUAACACCAAAAAGAUACUUAAACAUGCCAAAGAGGCCAUGUAUAAAUAGGAAGAGUACAGGACAUGGGGCUAGAGAGACUCGACUCAAAAUCAACUUUUCCAACUACUGUGCCUUUAGUAACAGUCCCUCCCUUAGGUAUCUUCCUCAGGAUCUCUGCUCCUGUGUGUGAACACAAUGAGUAGUUUACUUUUUGCCUAUGUUUCUAAAAUAAUAAAAGCUCCUAUGGCAUAGGGCCUUGAUCAUGGUUCUCUAUGCCCAGCAUAUUGUACACUGCCUGGCUCAGAGUUGGCACUAUUUUCAAUUCUCUUCUUUCCUGAGAUGGAGACAAAUUCCUGCAUCACGUGGUCAUUUUAAAUAAGAAUAUACAUGUGACAGCUCAGCUCAUGAAAUUUUGAGAAACAAACAGUAAAGUCUAAUAAGUUAGUAUGUGACUAUCAAGUCUUUUGGGGGUUGCAAAGGCGACAACUCCUUUGAGUAACAUGUUCACAAAUGCCAAUCUACUCCUCCCGGCUGAGCGGUAUCUACUCUAAAAGUCAGGAGGGGACUGGGGUCGCUUAUUCUUACACGUUAACCACGGGGUCAGGCCAACAACCACGGCACCCCGAUUCCUGGCAGCGAAGUCACUAAUGGGAUUGUUAUUUCCGGCCAGAGACAGGACAAUCCGGGGCGGGGCCUAGAAGCCUGCGGGUGAGGAUGGUUUUCGCCAAGGCCCCGCGGCCAGGAUGGCACUGAGCUUCGGGUACUCACCUGCUAGCCUCAGAGCUGUGCCCUCAGCUCAUGCCCCGAAAGCAGCUUCCGACGCUGGGGUCCGAGCGAAGGACCUGAGGUUACCUCUGCCGAAACACCGCUCGCCGCCUGGCCGCCCGUGACGCACUACGCCUGCGCCGCCGCGCUGGCCCGUGACGUCAUGACGCCCGCACCUCCGCUGUCCCGCGUGUGUUUCUCUAUAGUCCCGGCCGUAGCUGUGGCUGCUUCUGAGGAUUCUCUUCCGUCAUGGCCUCGGGAAUAAGAUGCUUUCGCCUGCUGCACCCUGCUUUUCGCAGUUACCAUGCUGCUUUGACCAGACCUGUUUCAGAAGUUUCCAUGAAGACAGUGAGUGGAAGACAACAUGGCCAUAGGCAGUACUCAGCCUACCCAGCAGUACCAGUUCGCCAUUUUGCAACCAAGAAAGCCAAAGAUUUGUGGAGAUGGUCUUAUGAAAAGUUCAUGGGCUUAAAAUUAGACAGAUCUGGGACCAAAUCUUGACUUGAUCAUUUCCUGACCUGUGACCUUAGCUAAAGGGAAAGGACAGCCCCAGGCCAGGGUGACCGUUAAUAGAGCCUUGGUCGAGGAUAUCAUCAGCUUGGAAGAGGUGGAUGAAGACAUGAAAUCUGUGGUGGAAGCACUUAAGGAUAAUUUCAAUAAGACUCUCAACAUAAGGACUGCACCAGGAUCCCUUGAUCAUAUUACUGUGGUAACUGCUGAUGGGAAGGUUGCUCUAAAUCAGAUUGGCCAGAUCUCCAUGAAGUCGCCACAGGUGAUUCUGGUGAAUAUGGCCAGCUUCCCAGAGUGUACAGCUGCAGCUAUCAAGGCUAUAAGAGAAAGUGGAAUGAAUCUGAACCCAGAAGUGGAAGGAACACUAAUUCGGGUACCCAUUCCUAAAGUAACCAGGGAACACAGAGAAAUGCUGGUAAAAUUGGCCAAACAGAACACCAACAAGGCCAAAGAAAAUUUACGGAAGGUUCGCACUAAUGCAAUGAAUAAACUGAAGAAGUCAAAGGACAAAACCUCGGAGGACACCAUUAGACUCAUCGAGAAGCAGAUCAGCCAAAUGGCAGACGACACGGUGGCAGAGCUGGACCAGCAUCUGGCAGCAAAGACCAAAGAACUCCUUGGAUGAAAGUCAGCAGUCACAGCCGGACACCGAGUCCUGUGUCUGCUCAUGCCGUGGGUGGCAAGCUCGUGUCUACACUGCCCUGACCAUGCACCCGAGGCUGAUACUGCUGCGCCUCCAUCGUCUGCUCAGUCUCCUGUUGGGAUGCUCAGAUUUAUGGAAUCUCUUCCUUGUUCCCGUGCACAGGCUUGUUCUGCUCUGAAUCUCCCCUUGUGAAUGUCUCUGUUGGCAGAGGACCUUUACUCUGGCAGUGACCUUGACUGUGGUGUCACCACAGCACUAGGGCCGCUGUCAGGCUUAGCAGCUCCUCUCAUCAACACAGGAGCCUCCUUUCAAACUGUGAAUCAUACCCUGCCCUUGUGUUAAACUCAUUUGGAUUAAUGUGGGCCUUCAGUCUGACUGCUGAUGAUCAAGCCUAAAUAAAUUGGAAAAUAACAACCACAGAAGAAAGAUAGAGUGGUUUGGAUGGAAGAACCCCAGAACUUGUUUAUAAAGCAACCAAGGGCAGUUUUUGCCUCUGGGUUGUCCUCCCACAUGCUGUUCAUGUGGGCCAAGCUUCCGCUCCUAACUAGCCCUGUUUACUGUGCCAUCAGUUGCCCGCUCUGGGCAGUCUCUCUGCCUCCAGAGCUAGGCCCCGGUUUUGGCUGGGCUCCUCUUAUUUCAUCCUCUGUUUUUCUUUUCUGUUAGUCUAUAUCUUGAGAAAAAUUACCAGAGAGAAUGACACAGAGUACCGCUUGAAGUUGUCCAUGUAUUUAUGUUGUAAAAAUUGGUAGCUGCUCACCAAAUGCUUUCCUUCUCUCUCUCAUUUCACUCUUGUCUCUGUCAGCAUUUACUUGGUAAUGAGCUACUGUUUUUCCAGGGCCUGUCUCCCUGGCCCUUGUUUUCCUUUUAAUUGUUGUGUGCCAUGCCAUAGCUUUUGUAUAGAUGUCAGGUCAGACCUCGCCCAGCUCUUGCACCAUGUGGGGUCAUGGAUGGAACUCGGGUUCUUGAACUUGCACCAAGUACCCUCACCUGCUGAGUCACCUCCCUUGCUGUACUGCGGCUUCCAUGCCAAGUUAGGUUAGUCUUUCCCCCUUCUCCUGCAGUCAUUCAUUCAAUUAUAAUAAAGCUACUUUUAGGCAUUAUUUGUAA
This is a messenger RNA of Mus musculus (house mouse), 3079 nucleotides long. It is a transcript of the gene Mrrf, whose product is annotated as mitochondrial ribosome recycling factor. The record is from RefSeq and is a predicted model, not a curated record. The transcript has 8 exons. Lineage: Eukaryota; Metazoa; Chordata; Mammalia; Rodentia; Muridae. Gene Ontology annotation, cellular component: mitochondrion. Gene Ontology annotation, biological process: ribosome disassembly; mitochondrial translational termination; translation. Bases 1439 to 1954 code for a protein of 171 amino acids.